CAUUCCAGUGCUCAAAGGGUGUUAAUGGAGAAGAGGUCGAAUGACAGCCGGAACUGUGGUCAUCACAGGUGGAAUAUUAGCGACUGUCAUCUUACUUUGCAUCAUAGCUGUGCUCUGCUACUGUCGGCUUCAGGUACUUGGAUUAAGCAAAUAUUAUUGCUGCAAGAAGGAUGAAUCAGAAGACGAUGCCGACGAGCCAGACUUUGCUGUGGAUUCCCACAUCCCUCCGCUCCAUUGCAACCGCAACGUGGCGCUGACCAACGGCCCUUCCUUGUACCACUCGUCCCCCUACAAGAAGCCCUCCCAGUGCCGGACGGUCUGUCCCAACUGCUCCCAUUUCGAGCCCCCCACGUUCUUCCUGCAGGAGCCGGAAGAGGAAGUCCGGAAUGGAGGCGACCGCAUCAACUACAAGGCCAUCAGCCAGGAAGAUCUGGAGCUGCCCGUCACCGUGAGCAGCAUGCAGGCCCUGAACCCCAACCGCCCCCCCAGCGGCUGACGGCCAUGCGCGAAGCCUUCUCCCGCAGCCGGAGCAUCAGCACUGACGUCUGACGCCAGCAGCGCAGCUUCCGCGGCCACCCAGAGGGCAGGGGAUGUUUUUCUAUCUUCUUGCAGCUUUUAAAAACGGCGUUGCUCUUUUUCACGGGAAAAAAAUCGACAGAGAGUCUUUUAAACUGAUGAAUGUAUUUAUAUGUUAUUACAGAUAGCUCUAUGUACCUAUUAAUAAAGCAUUGCUUAAAGGGAGGGGGAGGGGGGACAGGAUGCCAGUAGGGGGGUGCGCGGCUAAGUAGGUUUUCUAAAGCUAAGCAUUGGGGCUGAUUUUCUUUCUUUCUUUUUUAUAAAGAGGAGAUUUUGAUACCAGGAUUCCUUUUGUAUGCAAAGAACAUCGUCCUGCUCUGAGCCAGUGUGAAGACCGGGGGGGUGUCAGGCAUGGAAGGACUGGGGGGGAGGGGGGGCUAGCUGCCAUUACCCACCACCCUUCCCUUCCUUAUUCCCAGAUGGGUUGGGAGGAGUCACAUCACCAUUUCCCAAUCCUCCUAGGCCAUUUUCUUGGGUGACCAGAGCAGCCCUCAGCUUGCCCCCCCCCCCUUAAUGCCCUUCACUGAUCUCCCCAGGAGCAGAGUCUGAAUGGGAAGCAGGAAAGGGGAAGAAGCCGAUCGGUGGUCUCUUUGCAGGCGCCAGGUGAGCUUUCUGGAGAAGUGGCCACACAUCCUUCCUGGAUUAGGUUCUUUCAACCUCCUUGAACCACAUUAAUGGAGUGUUGUCUGUUCCCCUCUUGAGAGGCUCAUUCCGCACAUGCAGAAUAAUGCACUUUCAAACUGCUUUCAGUGCUCUUUGAAGCUGUGCGGAAUGGCAAAAUCCACUUGCAAACAGUUGUGAAAGUGGUUUGAAAACGCAUUAUUUUGCGUGUGCGGAAGGGGCCAGAGAAACCGGUUAUGGCUUUAUUUUGUUAAGUAUCGUUUGUCGGGCGGCAAGUACUUUUCCUAAGUACACAGCACUUUACAUAAAGUGGGCAGUGGGGGAGACGACCCCCCCGCCUUACAGUUUUAAAAAAAUUAACUUAAAAUUAUAAUAUUUUAUUUAUUUUAUUUUUUCAUUAUUUAAAACAUUUUUCCUGUGGCUGUCUUUCACUCCAGCGGGGACUUAAAGGCAACCUAUAGCAUACAUAAAAAUGCAAAAUAAAAAGACGUUAAAAAUAUUUCAGCCCAGUCGGCCGACUGAGGAAAUCUUUUUGUUGCUUAACCCUAAGAGUUUUCGUUGCCUGAUGGAUCGAUGCCACCGAUUCCAUUUGCAUUUGAGCUCCAACGAGCUUUGCGAUGCUGUCCACCUGCGUUCCCCCUGGGCUGAGAUCCCUCGGAUGAGGUCUCUCCUAAAGUGACACGGGGCAUCUGCCCUUUUGAAUGCACUUCUCAUUAUCAUCCUCAUUUAUGGACAUAAAAACACACAAGAAUAGAGUAAAACAAAGACCUGCCAAUUUAUUAACAUGGUAAAAAAAUACUUCAGUACAUUGUCAAGAUAUCUGUUAUUCUAGUGCAGUGGUGGCGAACCUUUGGCACUCCAGAUGUUAUGGACUACAAUU
Sphaerodactylus townsendi is the source of this 2077-nucleotide messenger RNA. It is a transcript of the gene FAM163B, whose product is annotated as family with sequence similarity 163 member B. The transcript is spliced from 4 exons. The coding region runs from base 41 to 496 and encodes 151 amino acids. NCBI's taxonomy places the organism in Eukaryota, Metazoa, Chordata, Lepidosauria, Squamata, Sphaerodactylidae. The record is from RefSeq and is a predicted model, not a curated record.